Messenger RNA from Varroa destructor (honeybee mite), 5538 nucleotides. RefSeq names its product serine/threonine-protein phosphatase 4 catalytic subunit-like. Gene Ontology annotation, cellular component: RNA polymerase III complex; RNA nuclear export complex; nucleus. The record is from RefSeq and is a predicted model, not a curated record. Gene Ontology annotation, biological process: tRNA transcription by RNA polymerase III; protein export from nucleus; RNA export from nucleus. Lineage: Eukaryota; Metazoa; Arthropoda; Arachnida; Mesostigmata; Varroidae. Gene Ontology annotation, molecular function: RNA binding; protein serine/threonine phosphatase activity; nuclear export signal receptor activity.
GCGCGCCUCACGAUCAAUCUGAUAUAUUUCAAAUGUUGAUGGAUGUUUUAUUCAUUAAAUGCAUUGUUCUGGAAGCAGGUUUACUGGACCACUAGAGUUUAAUGGUAAAGUUUUUCUGAUACUCAUGCUAGUUCAGAUAGCACAUUCAUCACCGCCUGCGCAUCCAUCGACUGGCCAGCGCUGUUCAUCUAGUCAAUGGUUGAUUACCUACUGUUGCAAAAGUCCGCCUUGUCGAACGGCGUGAUUCUAGAGGUAGGCUUGCAUCAGGCUGGUAUUUCUCUAGCAAUUUGCUCGGCGCUUGCUGUCCGGCCCCGACGCAACCUGUCCUGCACGCACCUGGACUGUUCCUGGACACCAUCCCGGUGUCUACUCGCCUGUCUUCUCAGCCUUUUCGAGUUUGAGCGGCGGAUGACAACACUAUUGACGCGUACUUCUCUGCUACUCCGGUUGAUCGAAGCUCACUCGUGCCGCUGUCUGAAAAAGCGUCAUUUCUGCUCAGUCACUCACCUCUUACAGUUGCCGUCCAACGCAGAGCGGCAGGAUCAUCACGUUAUUGUUACGCGGCUGAUCUUAUUGCGUGAAUAAACCAUCUCUAAUAAGGUGCCCCUAUCAUCAGUCGCCCGAACCCAGGACACUCAGUCUACGUGUAUGUCAUUUUGACUGGCUAUUGGGUAUCUAACACUGAACGUCCAGGUCUACUUCCCGUUCGCGACGUGUUUGUGUUCUGUCCAUAGCUGAAACUUAAAGGAAAUGCCACGUUCUCCGUAGUGGUCACAGAAUUGUACAAGCAACUGUACAACGCUGCAAGCCAACCACGGUAAUUUGAUUCGAUUGCGUUGCAUUAACCAGGUGGUUUGCUGAGCUGAUUUCAGCCGAAUCCACUAAAGAGUGACAGCCGUGGCCACUAUGGAAGCGUCUCUAGCACAAUGCAUCGAGCAAUCCGUGUCAGCGUCUGCGACGCCAGAACAGCGUCGCGCAGCGACCAAAGCCUACAACGAGUUCAAGGAAUCGAAAGAUCCCACUGUCAUGGCUGCAGCUUUGGCAUUAUGUGCUCCACAGCCAAAAACAGGGUAUACGCCCGACGCGUGCAACGUCCGGCAUAUGGUGCGUCAUGGCGCUCUGCUACUGAUGGAGCACUGGGUUAGAUUACGAUGGAACGAAUUUUCUGAGACCGAACGAACCCAACUUAAAACUGAAUUGUUUCAAUGGAUCGAGGGAACGGGCGAUAUUAUGCAAGAAAUUCCACAGGUCAAAGAAGGUAUCUGCCGCCUUGCUGUAGAAAUCGCCAAACGUGAAUGGCCGCAAAAAUGGCCUGAACUGAUGCCAACUUUAUUUACUAUAACCAAACUCCGUGGCAUGGGCCAAACAGAGCUAGUAUUACUUACGCUGCUUCGAAUAGCCGAAGACGUCGUGCAACUGCAAACCCUAAAUGAUGCACCUCAAAGACGCAAGGAUAUAUAUCAGGCAUUGACUGACAUGAUCCCAGGACUUUUCGAGCUCUUUUUUGGCAUACUCAACAAAUACUACUCACUAGAAGAUCCCAGUCCAGCUGUAAUGGCGGCUCGUGCCAAACUUCUAGCCAGUACGUUGAUCACACUAACCUGCUAUGUUGAAUUCGUUCAACUGAAGGAAUUUUUGCUUGACGAUGUAUUCAAAAUGCUCUGCUUUCUCCUAAAUGAUUCAGGCCUUCGUUUGCAGGCCGCUAAUUGCCUCUGUGAAAUAGCAGCUAGAAAGUUUAAAGGCCUGGAACUCGAACAGCUCUGCUCGAAAUUCCUUAAGCAGGAGGUGAUGUCGGAGAUACUAAGUAGCAUCGGUGGAAUACUUGCGGCCACUGAGCAGGGUCGGGAGAAUGAUUCAACGUUCCUGUUGGCGUUAUGCGAAACACUCGCUGGAGUGUCGAAACAGAUUUCAGCGUCCAUACUUCAGUCGGAUCAGAAGUUUGAAUAUCCUUCGACGUUUGUUGAAAUGGUUAAUGCUGUUAUUCAACUGUGCCAGCACCCCAGUUGUGUUGUGGCCCGUGUCGCAUUGUCGGCAGCCGCACCGCUGUUGAAGGUCGAGCAAAAGGAUGCCAGUAAGCUCGCAUAUCCACCAUUGUUGUGGACAGUUGUUUGCAAAAUGAUCCAGCAAAGGCUCGUCUUCAAUGACUACACUCAAUCUGCAUGGGAUUUUGAAGACUACGCUGAACUAAAAAAGGCCUAUAGCCAUUUCCGGUCAGAGUUAUGUGACCUGUUAAGAACUGCUGUGGUAAUUCACCCUUCUGUGGCGGUUAAUGUAGGAUUAACGCGUUUGAGGGACCUGCUUCAACGAACGUCUAUUAUAAGUUUGACGCCGUUGACUGCUAGUAACAGUAACGCAUCUUGUGCUGUGACCGCCGAAGAGUGGGCCGGCUUUCACCGUUAUUUAGAUACCGUUUGCUCAACUAUCGUCAAGGAAUCGGUAUAUAUAGUCAACAGUGAUAUACCUAUGCAAUUUAUAGGAGCUUUUGAUGAACUAGUGGCGUUAAGUCGCGCUGGCGAAGAUAACCUAAGCAGACUUUCGUCUAUUGCCUCUUGUUGUUCUGCUCUAUCGCAUUUUAUUGCUGACGACACAGCCAGGCUGGGUAAACUUCUUGAAGUUGUUUUUGCCAUGGGGGCUUUAGAGCUACCUGGCGAAACAAGAGCGACACGGUCCCCAGAAUCUCGUGAAUAUCGAAAACAUGGUACCGCUCUAUUUGUCCGCUUAUGCGUGGACCAUCCUCAGCAAAUGGCCAAGCACCUUGAGGCGAUCAAGCUUACUAUCUCCCAAAGACUGACAUUAAAUACUGUUAGUGGACUAGAAAGGCAACACUACCUCGAGGGGUUGACUGUGCUUUCGAAUGUGGCAAAUGACCCAGUUGCGCAGUCCGCUCUUCUAGAACACAUGUUGGCUUCCGACGUAGCAUUCUUUUGCGCUGAUCCCGUUUUCAUAAGGGCUGUUGAAAACGUUCAGUCCUUUGCUCUGUUUCUGGGCUUACAGGAUAUAGAAGCCUUUGCAAGGGCUGUCGACAACAGGGCAAAUUUGACAGGCAAGCUUAUGUCCAUUACUGGAGUGCUAAAGAGAUGCAAAACUAUCCAAGACAGACACGUAGCCUUCGAACUAAUUAGCAAAACGUGUUUGAUACCGAUCCUGAAAAUCGUCUGGUUAUUCAAAGAACUAUUUGCACAUUUGAAUUUACUACAUCCUGAUAUUCUUCAAAGUAUAAUGUGCCUCAACGAAGCCGACAAAUCGAAUAUUUUUGCCGACAACCGACCAUGCUGCGACUUCCCUGUACCGAGUGUCUCUGCUGCUCAAGGCUUUGUUUCCAUUCUGCAGGAGACGCUUAGUCAGUUUCUGGUUACUUGCACCUUCAGAUCCGAGUUCUAUACUCUACGAGACGAUAUGACCUACAUCAUAACUCACGGCAUGGAGAAUCUGCCCAUUAUCAAAAUGCGAUUCUACUUUCAUUCCGUGGUCAGGUCGCUCGUCAAAAACUGUCCCGAGCGGCUACUUUUGCCGAAGCUAUCGUCAACUUUUGUUCCGCUCAUGUCAAGUGUUUUUACUUUUCUUCAUGGGCAAUGGCAGGAGUGGAUGAGCCGAAAAGACAUCGACAGAGCGCAUGAGGAAUCCGAAGCAACACUUGAAACAUUUGUGAAUGAACAGGUCAUGCAUCAGAUGAGCAGAGAUCUUAUGGAAGUCAUGGCCAACUUUCUUUUAGACACAAACAAGCCGCAAGUAACAGCAGGGCAAGCGUCUAAUUUUGAAUCGGUGUCUGCGAUUACUACUUUCGGCAAAGAACUUUUAGUUGAUGAAAGUGCAAGCCAAUGCACUAUUACUAUCGCCUUUACAGCCCUUUUCUGGGGUGAUACGUUAACAAGUUACAAGGCAUACAAGUUAUGUCGUGCCAUUACCGCGUACAUUGUGGAGAGUGGACGCGAGUUCGACAUCCGUUGCUCUUCAUUUAUGUUUGGAGCGUUCUUGCGUUCGUUACGUGUGCACGGCGACGAGGAAGGGCACGUUGCCCUUCUACUGUCCUUCGGUGUUUACCUGUACAGGUGGUUAGGACAUUCUAGGGGCGCAAGUGAUUCUAGCAGUCCUCAGCCCUUCCUGCGAGAUAUGCUUCUUCAAGCGGGCUGUAAUGAGGUCUCUCUAGCGCACUUCGAAAGGAGUAUUGCACCUGGUGUAACGACGCCUCAGAGAAAAUGCAAAGAACUUUUCAAAAUGGCUGUAAAAGGAAUUAUAAAAGAAAGCGUCAGUACCCAAUGGAAGGAAGAAGUUCAUAUUCAGCAUUUAGCCCCGCUGUGGAAAAUGCCAAAGAAGCGAGUGGAUGACGAAAAAGUGAUUUCGCUGGAGGAUUUAUUUGGAUAACAGAAGGAAAAGGGACCUAGUUAGCCUACAGGAGUAUACCGCCCAAAACUUGAGAAGGUGAAUGCUAUAUGAAUGCACUGCACUGUACAUCGUCCUUCAAAACCCGUAAAGUAAUUACAAAUAUCUCUGACACAUUAAUGAAGCAAUGCCGUAAUAAGAAAAUGCUAAUUGAAGAUUAAUCUUAUUUUUCUCGCGGCAUAUGUUAAUAGUACCCCCUAUGGCCUCGUUUGCAAAUUCAAAAGCGCCAGGUCUCGAAAAUGAUGACGCCUGUAUUUUUGCUAACUAUCUAACUCUCCUUUUGUUGUCUAAAAAUGGAUCAAGACGGAAAGGCUAGUGCCGGUUGUUGAGUGUGUCGACCUGCUAUUAAAACCAGGCGUAAAUAUGAUGUUUACUAGACGAAGUAGUUACCUAUUUGCUCGAUGCAGACGUUUAACAGCAUUUCCGGGAGCGUUAAAAAAUGGUUAUGUAGAGUAAGGGUGUUUACUCUAGCAGAAUAAUGUGAUUUUAAUACUAAUCAGACAUGUAAUCAACAGACGUUGAUGUGGCUAAGCAGUAGUAUAAGGGCAUUCCCGUCGAAAUGUGCAAUGCAUUCCUAGCAGAGUUCCUCAGAUAUUUUCAGUUGUUUUGCCUAAAUCAUAAAUUGUAACGGGAAUUAGCAAAUCCUGUCACUUAUGAACCUAAUAUUGAUUUUGUACACGUUGUACAUAAUAGAGUGACCUGUCAGCUAGCAAUCUACCAACAGUAUACCAUUAGCUGUGCUCAUUAUUGCGAUCGUCAUCAGGGGCAAAUUUGUAUAGAGCGGACAAGUUUGUUCCGUAUUUGUACAGUAAUUUAAGUAGCUAAAUGUUGGGUUGAUCUAUUUGAUAUCAUUUUUAAUGGAUCUCUUUGCAGUUCUGCAUUGCGCUGAAAAAUGGAGAUCCUGGGAUUUUUAUUUGUAGAGAUGGACCAAACGUUGCAUCUUAAUAAUAAUUCAAUCUAAUGCAAAUAAUUUGUAUUUCACGUGGUGUACGAUUCCGCAUCACAACGGUAAAUACUUAUACAUUUCAAACAAUAUAGGAUUCUAGAGAAUACUCAAGAGAGUAUUUUAAUAAAGAAAUUCAUGGAAAUAGCUGUGUUUUUAUUUUUAUCGUUACAUUAAUUGUUGUUAUAUAUAUAUAAAUUUUGCCUGUAAUUUUA